AUGUGCAGCACCGGGCUACGGAGCCAUUUCCAUCAAGACAUCCAGGUUCACCUUCAGCUUCAGCUUCUCCCCGCGGCUCUCCACGGCUCCACGAUUCCUCACUUACACGAUUUCCCCGCUUCCACGUAUCUGCGAUUCAAUCCCAUGGGCCGAGGCCACCAAACGCAUCACCCUUCCUCUUCCACGUCCCACGCUCACUCCUCUCCGAUAACCGAAACCAUCUCUCAUCUCUCCUCCGCCGAUCCCGCACCGGCGGAGCAGCGGAAGCACCUUCCGCACCCGUUGCCUGAGGGGGACAUGCGCAACCAGUCGCAGCAGCACGCGUGCGCCGCGCAACAGCCGGCGCAGCCUCAGGGAAUGGCGUUUACGGCCGGUAUUGGAAACGGGGUCUUUGUCCCCGCGCAAGGUACUUCCGCGCACCAUCCGCUGCCUCUUUCCCCGCCCUUCGAUCCCGCCACUGCUGCUGCUGCUGCAUCCGCGGCAGCGAGUGACGUCAGAACCGCCGAGACCCCUCAUCACAACGGCGUGGCGGGGGGUGCGGCCGGCAAAGCGGUAACGGCGCAGCGAGGGCAGUCGAACAAGCGAGCGGCGAUUGCGCUCGAGGGGGACGCGGAUGGCGGGGAGUUCCUGGAAGGAGCGUCCGUAUCUGCGACUCAAGAGAUGGUUCUUUCCGCCGAUAGUGCUUCCGCCACCGGCACCUCCGCGCCGCCAGCAGGUAGCGCCAGCGCACACUCUGGAGAAGCGCUCGGCGCACGAGUUGCGGAAGGGGGGGAUGCGGGGAACUGGCGGGCACCAAGCGCAGUGGCAGCAGGGGCGCUCUUUCCCCUUGUUGCUCCGCUCUUCGCCCCACACGCAGCGGCAGAAGCCAAGGCGGGAGCAACAGCACGUAACUCUUCACACGCCGCAACACCUGCAGCUGCAGCGACAGCAGCAGCAGCUUCUUCCAAUGUCACCGCUGCUGCUGCUUCUGCUGCUGCUGCUGCCGCUGCCGCUGCCGCUGCCGCUACCGCUGCUGCGUCUAUCCAUGCUACGUCUCUGCCUGCGCAUGCUCCGUGCUUUCCGUCCGUGUCGUCGUCGCUGCCCCUGUCAGCAGGCAACUGUGCGUACCCAUGCCCACUCGCCCCGGCCAGCCUCUUCCCUCUCCCAUCCCCCUCUCCCUCUCUCCCACUCGGGGCUUUUGGAUUUGGCGGUGCUCAUGCAGGCUCGUGCGCAGCAGGCGCAGGCGCAGGCGCGGGUGCACUCGGCGUGGAUGCCCCCAUCUGGCCCGAUGCCAGCUCGCCUGCGGCCGGUUCCGCCCUUCCGCCUGCGCUCUCUUCUGCCGCUUCCGCGUCCUCGGCGUUCCCCUUGCUCCCGCACACCCACCCCCAGCAGCAGCAGCAACAGCAACAGCCACAGCAACAACAGCCACAGCAGCAGCAGCAGCAGCAGCAGCACCCACCUAUUAUCCGGGCUGCUAGACCCCGCAAGGGGACGCGCUUUGUCACCCGUGCGGCUGCUGGUACUGGCGCAGGCGCAGGUGCUGUGGGCAGCGGCGGAGUGGGAAGUGGCGGCGGCGGAGCAGGCCUUGGCGCCAGCGGAGGCAGUGCUGUUGGCAGUGCCGCGGGCAGUGCGUCAGGAGCUGCUGGUAUCCAGCUGUCCCUUCCCUUUGCGCCUGUUCUCACAACGCCUGCUGCUUCUGCCGCCGCCGCCGCCGCCGCCGCCGCUGCCGCUGCUCCUGCUGCUGCUGCUGAUGCCGGUUCCUCCGCCACUGCCCCUUCUACGGUUGCAGCAGCCCCGACAGCAGCCGCAGCAGCAGCAGCAGCAGCAGCAGCAGCAGCGGCGGCAGGCGCAAGUGGCGCAGGCGUGAGGCGCACUGCGCAGGGGUCUUGGGGGGGAAGUGCCAGAGCGGGACCGGGGGAAAAGGAGGGCGGUAGCGAUGCGCUGGCAGGAGUGGGGGACAGGGGGGGCGCAGGGAAGGGCGGAGGGGCAGCAGGGGGAGGAGGAGGAGGAGGAGGAGGAGGAGGAGGAGGAGGAGGAGGAGGAGGAGGAGGAGGAGGAGGAGGAGGAGGAGGAGGAGGAGGAGGAGGAGGAAUAGGAGGUGGUGGUGGAAUAUGCAAGUUAGCUCACUGUGGGUGUCACCACCACCACCACCACCACCACCAUCACCACCACCAUCACCCGCAGCAGCAGCAGCACAAUCACACACCAGCUGGUGCCAGGGAGACGUCAGGCAACAGCAGCAGGGGAGAGAGUGACAGGCGGUUCGACGUGGGCAGUGGUACGGGUGGGGAGGAGGAGCGGGUGGCGGCGCAGGUGGAGGAGGUGGAGGAGGUAUCAGAGGAAGAGGCGAACAGGGCACUGAGCGAGGCGGUGAAGGUGGGGCAGUACGGCGUGCUGUUUGCUGCGCUGCGGCGCUGUGGCGGCAGUGCCAGCAGUGCGGUGCUGGACAGGGCGUGUGCGUGGCUCAUGGGAAAGAAGCGAGCGCUCAAGGCAAUUACCACCUCGGAAGCCUCGGCUAUUUUCCAUGUAAGGGCAAGCCUGGGUUUCCCUGUCCUUCUGUUCUCCUUUCUUUUCCAGUCAACGCAUCUGUACCAUUCUCUAUUAGGCUUGUUGGUGCGGGCUCAAUGA
Molecule: messenger RNA, 2607 nt
Organism: Closterium sp. NIES-65
Lineage: Eukaryota; Viridiplantae; Streptophyta; Zygnematophyceae; Desmidiales; Closteriaceae
Source: the annotation of a GenBank genome assembly